AUAGUAAUAUUUACACUGCCACAAUCUUCUGCCCAUUAUAUUCCCCACCUUUGUGCUCUCUUUCUUUAUGAUGGAGAAAGUUGAACCUCAAACUUUAACAAUGGAACAACAACAGCAAGGUGAAGAAGAAUCAGUAGUAGAAUCAUCAUCAGAUGAAAUCCUCUCGGCCCACCAUCUCACACUCCCACCCGGUUUGACUCAUGAUGAGUUCGAAGAUCUCAAACAAGCAAUCACCGAGUUCCACGUCUACCGAGUCAACUCAGGCCAAUGCUCUUCCCUUCUAGCCCAACGAGUCCACGCGCCGCUCGAAACCGUCUGGUCCGUGGUCCGGUGCUUCGACAAGCCCCACACAUACAAACACUUUAUCAAAAGUUGCAGCGUGAGAGAAAACUUUAGCAUGACCAUCGGUGACCUUAGAGAUGUCACGGUCAUCUCCGGUUUACCGGCUACAACCAGCACGGAGAGGCUCGAUUUAUUGGACGAUGACAGGCAUGUCACGGGGAUUAGCAUAAUUGGUGGGGAGCAUAGAUUGAGGAAUUACCGGUCAGUGACGACUGUUCACGAGGUGAAACGUGAGGGGACGAUCUGGACCGUUGUUUUGGAAUCGUACGUUGUGGAUGUACCAGAAGGGAAUACUGAAGAGGACACGCGCCUUUUUGCUGAUACUGUUGUGAAGUUGAAUCUACAGAAGUUGGCUUCUGUGUGCGAAUCCAUGGUACGUGAAAAUGUCUAAGUGAUUUUUCUUUAAAAACAUGUGAAAUGUGAAAAUAAAAAUAAAAUAAGAAAUAAGAUCUUUUUUUUGGGUCUUUUUCUUUUUUAUUUUCGGAUCAAUUGAACAUUUUUUAUUUCAAGAAUAUGGUUCAAGGAAUAUGCAAGCAAUAUGGGGACAUUUGAUCAACUUGUGAAUUUGAAGAUGAAGGUGUAUAUUGACUUGGUUUUGUGAAAAUUUUCUAUUCUAAUUUUGGAUUAUUUC
This is a messenger RNA of Olea europaea var. sylvestris, 973 nucleotides long. RefSeq names its product abscisic acid receptor PYR1-like. Gene Ontology annotation, molecular function: signaling receptor activity; abscisic acid binding; protein phosphatase inhibitor activity. Lineage: Eukaryota; Viridiplantae; Streptophyta; Magnoliopsida; Lamiales; Oleaceae. The record is from RefSeq and is a predicted model, not a curated record. The coding region runs from base 68 to 733 and encodes 221 amino acids. Gene Ontology annotation, biological process: abscisic acid-activated signaling pathway. Gene Ontology annotation, cellular component: nucleus; cytoplasm. The transcript is spliced from 2 exons.